Molecule: messenger RNA, 1341 nt
Organism: Morone saxatilis (striped sea-bass)
Lineage: Eukaryota; Metazoa; Chordata; Actinopteri; Moronidae
Gene: psmb8a
Product: proteasome 20S subunit beta 8A
Cellular component (GO): proteasome core complex
Molecular function (GO): threonine-type endopeptidase activity
Source: RefSeq, a predicted model, not a curated record
GUUUUGAGCCAUCUUUUAAUUUAAGAUCAAUACCUUUCUUUAGUCCUAGGUAUUUUAUUUUGAUCAAUUAAGUUUUUAAUUUACAAAUAACGGCCAUGAUUGGAGAAAUUAAUAAAUGUGCACCGGUUUUAUGUUUCUGACUAAUUUUGAAUUGUUAUUUUGAGUCGACAAACUACAUAAAACUGUUUCUCAGUCCUUUCACUUUCGAAUUCUUUGUCACGUACAAGGAAAUUAUCAUUGACGCUUUGUCAAUCAGCUUCGUCGUUUUGGAAAACAUAAAACCCCAAACUACAGAAUAUAAUCAGAAUUAGUUUUUCCACUUUAACACACGAUGGCUCUUUUCGACGUAAGUGGUUUUAAGUCUUAUUCUGAACUCCGUGAGCAGAUUCUUCCAGCAGGACAGACGCAUCUCGUUGACCGAACCAACCACUACAAUUUCGGGACCAAAAUUCAAGAAUUUGCUCUUCCUCUGGGUGUAGACCCUUCAGGGUUUCUCAAGUCCUGCAACCAUGACGGAGGUGUGUGUAUAGAGCUGAACCAUGGUACGACCACCCUGGCCUUCAAGUUCAGACAUGGAGUCAUUGUGGCUGUGGACUCUAGAGCCUCAGCUGGACGAUACUUGGCAUCCAACGAUGUCAACAAGGUCAUAGAGAUCAACCCCUACCUGCUGGGCACCAUGUCGGGCAGCGCUGCAGACUGCCAGUACUGGGAGAGACUCUUGGCCAAAGAGUGCAGGCUGUACAGGCUGAGGAACAACCACAGGAUCUCUGUAGCUGCUGCAUCCAAGCUGCUCUCCAACAUGAUGCAGGGUUACAGAGGGAUGGGCCUCUCUAUGGGAAGCAUGAUCUGUGGAUGGGACAAAGAGGGCCCAGGUCUGUACUAUGUAGAUGAUAAUGGGACGCGUCUGUCUGGCCGUAUGUUCUCCACCGGCUGUGGUAACAGUUACGCCUACGGUGUGGUGGACAGCGGUUACCGGGAAGACAUGACGGUAGAGGAGGCGUAUGAACUGGGCCGUCGGGGCAUCGCUCAUGCUACACACAGGGAUGCUUAUUCUGGAGGAGUGGUCAACAUGUACAAUGCAGAGGAUGGUGGAUACAGGUGGUGUAAGGAAGACGUAUCAGAGUUGAUCCACCGCUACAGGAAGGAAUGUUCUAAGUUUUCAAACACAGAUAACCCUCAGUUCUCUGAAUACAGUCCAAGUGAUGUGUUGAAAGUGGAAAUGAAAUGUGUAAGGAAGUGUGGGGGGGGUCCAAUUCUGAUUUUAGAUCAAUGAGUCAUGUCAUUAGAAUGCUACGUAGAACCAUUUCCUUUUCUUACAUAUGAACCUAAACUUUGCAGGAU